This is a messenger RNA of Dermacentor silvarum, 812 nucleotides long. RefSeq names its product uromodulin. The record is from RefSeq and is a predicted model, not a curated record. Bases 89 to 745 code for a protein of 218 amino acids. The transcript has 7 exons. Lineage: Eukaryota; Metazoa; Arthropoda; Arachnida; Ixodida; Ixodidae.
AAGAAGAUCGAUCCCGCAACACGGGAAAGAACAGAAGAAGUAGAAGUGACACUUCAAAGGGCGCCUAGCUGUCGUCAGAUCGAUCAUCAUGGCCUACGGAGGCUACUCAGGAAGACGCUACACCGGGUACGACGACAGCUACACCCCCAGGAAGAAAGGCCGCAAGGAGAUCGGGGCCUUCAUCGCGGUCUUCCUGAUGUGCGCGACAUUUUGUGGAUUGCUGAUAGCCUUGCUCAUGUUCCUUUUCCACAACAUGGUCAGAGAAGAGCACAUACAGAACAUGCGCUGCGCGAAGCCCAUCCUGGUGAAGCUGACGACGGGCAUCCGGUGGACGAAGACCAUGAUGGUUUCCAACGACAACGGCAGCUGCGACAACGAGCUGCAGCAGGCGUGGUACCGCUUCGAGACGCCCUACGGGAACCGAAUGCCCGAGUCGCCGACGUCGCCCGGCAUGUGCAACACCAUGGUGCCCUUCUGGUUCUACGGGCGACAUCCCUCGUACCCGAGCAUGCCGAUGCCCGCGGUGGCUUGCGGCGCCGACGAGACCAACGCGUGCAGCUACCACGCCAACAUCCGGGUGCAGCACUGCGGCACCUACAUGGCCUACUACCUGCAGCCGCUGCCCAGGUGCUUCAUGGCCUACUGCAUCGGGGAGCGGGGGUGGCGCAAGAAACGCGGAAACGGCAGCAACUACCUGAUGCACUGGAACCUCACCACCGAGAUGAGCACAGGCGACGACACAUGACCGGGCGGCGGCACCUGCGCCACCGACGUCACCCGUGACUGCGCCUGCGCAGUGCUGAUUGGGAAUA